Messenger RNA from Neogale vison (American mink), 1600 nucleotides. It is a transcript of the gene IRF7, whose product is annotated as interferon regulatory factor 7. The transcript has 9 exons. Gene Ontology annotation, biological process: regulation of transcription by RNA polymerase II; immune system process. Bases 1 to 1500 code for a protein of 499 amino acids. NCBI's taxonomy places the organism in Eukaryota, Metazoa, Chordata, Mammalia, Carnivora, Mustelidae. The record is from RefSeq and is a predicted model, not a curated record. Gene Ontology annotation, cellular component: nucleus. Gene Ontology annotation, molecular function: protein binding; DNA-binding transcription factor activity, RNA polymerase II-specific; RNA polymerase II cis-regulatory region sequence-specific DNA binding.
AUGGCCGCGGCCGCUGACAGGACGCCCCCGCGCCUGCUCUUCGGAGACUGGCUCCUGGGGGAGGUCAGCAGCGGCCGCUACGAGGGCCUGCGGUGGCUGGACGCCGCCCGCACGCGCUUCCGCGUGCCCUGGAAGCACUUCUCGCGGAAGGACCUGGGGGAGGCGGACUCCCGCAUCUUCAAGGCCUGGGCGGUGGCCCGCGGCAGGUGGCCGCCCAGCAGCAGCAGCGGCAGGGGCGGAGGUGACCAGCUGGCCCUGGAGGGCGCGCUCCGGGCGGGCUGGAAAACCAACUUCCGCUGUGCGCUGCACAGCACCCAGCGGUUCGUGAUGUUGCAGGACAACUCAGGGGACCCCGCUGACCCACACAAAGUGUACGCCCUCAGAUUCAAGCCUGGGGAGACAGGUGCGGGCACUCAGCAGGGGGAGGUGGCCCUGGAAGAUGCCCUGCCCUUGACGGCUGGGCUCCCAGGGCCAUGCCUGGCAGGAGACGCUGCUGAGAAGCCAGGGCUUGGGCUGAGCCCUGAGCUCGGCGCCCCAAGCCCCCCUUUUGGCGCAGCCGACAGUGCUGGGGACCUCUUGCUCCAGGCUCUGGAGCAGAGCUGCCUGGAGGCCCACCUGCUGGAAGCUGCAUGGGUGGGGAACCCAGUGCUCCCAGAGGCUCCCGGCCUGGAGCUCCUGAACACAGAGCCUUCUCUGACAAGGGCCGGACACACGGUCCCUGUGCACCAGGCGCAGGAGACAGAUGCAGGCCUGGCCCGGGUCCUGGAGCCCUGGCAGCCUCCACCAGAGGUGGAGCCUUGCCCCGGGGUGGCUGCUGAGCCUGGAUCGCACAGAGAGCCCAGCCUGAGGGCCCUGGAUGUGACCAUCAUGUACAAGGGCCGCACAGUGCUGCAAGAGGUGGUGUGGCGUCCAAGCUUCGUGUUCCUCUACGGAUCCCCAAGCCCAGCCACCACGGCCACGGAGCCCCAGCAUGUGGCCUUCCCGAGCCCGGCCGAGCUCCCUGACCAGAAGCAGAUGCACUACACCGAGAAGCUGCUGCAGCACGUGGCCCCGGGACUGCAGCUGGAGCUCCAGGGCUAUAGGCUGUGGGCCCGGCGCCUGGGCAAAUGCAAGGUCUACUGGGAGGUGGGAGGGCCCCUGGGCUCUGCCAGCCCCUCCACACCCCCCCGCCUGCUGCAAAGGAACCAAGACACCCCCAUCUUCGACUUCAGCACCUUCUUCCGAGAGAUGAUGGAGUUCCGGGCUCGCCGGCGUCCAGGCUCCCCGCACUACACCAUCUACCUGGGUUUUGGGCAGGACCUGUCAGCUGGGAGGCCCAAGGAGAAGAGCCUGGUGCUGGUGAAGCUGGAGCCGUGGCUGUGCCGGGCGCACCUGGAGUGCGUGCAGCGAGAAGGGGUGUCCUCCCUGGACAGCAGCAGCCUUGGCCUCUGCCUGUCCAGCUCCAACAGCCUCUACGAGGACCUGGAGCGCUUCCUCAUGGAGGUGCAGCAGCCUGCCUGAGGGCCGGCCCGUCUCCAAGCCAAGAAAAAGGCCUCAAGAGUCAGUGCUGGUGUCCUGCGCAGGGGUGGGCUCGGGCUCAGAAGGGGCAGCAGACUUCCGG